UCCUUCCUCUCCCCUCCUUCUCUCUUCUUCUUUCUCUCCCUACCCCCACCUCUCUGCCCUCUCUCCGCCUCCACCUUCUACCCGGCAAGCAGGUCCCUCUCCGCAGAUCAGCAACCCCCGCCCGCCUGCCCGCCCUCGCCUCCCCUGCUCGCGAGGCGGCUCUGGGCGCCCGCGGCGUCUCCGGUACGUUUCGCAUCUCCGCACGCCGCCGCCGCCUCCUCACCGGGUGGGCGGCCUUCGUCUUCCCUCCCCGCUAGGUGUUUUGGCUGUCUCGUCGGACCGACGCCCGGCGCCCCUGGUGAUACCUGCCUGCCUGCCCGCCUCCGGGGACCCUGAGAAGUCUCGCCCCUGGAUUGGAGGGUCGGUGACGCCGCGGAGUUGGCUUCGCCGCGCGUAUGUGAUUUGUGGCGCCGGCCGGAGCUGAGGAUUGGUGUUGCUGCUGGGACGACGACAACGACGACGUGGAUGCCUCCUCCGCCGCCGGAUCGGAGGGACUUCCUGUACAGGGACGGCCGCAGGCACGACGGCGGCGGCGCCGGCGGGGACCAUCUCCCGCUGCCCGCCCCCACGCCGCCGCGGUGGCGCGACUCGCCCUACCACCCGCCGCCACCGCCGCCGCCCCUCCGUGACCACGCGCGGCCCUCGCCUCGACGGACCACGUCUUCGGUCUCCUCAGAAACUUAUUACCGGCAGGGCGCCGCCGCCUACGAGCGCUCUUACCCUGACGAGCCGCUAGGCUACACCCCCUCGCGCUCAGACCGCUACUGGCUGGAGGAAGACGCCGGCGGCUACAAGGGUUUCAGCAGGUAUGGUGGUGGCGGCGGACGGAGGGAAGGCCGUGAUAUGCGGGGAUCCUACCGGAGGUCUCCCUUUAGGAGCUAUGGAGGCGACUUCCCGAGAGGCCACCAGGAGCCCCCGCCUCCACCGUUGAGGAGGUCUCCUCUGAGGUCGGUAGCUGUGCCGAUCUCUUACGACCCUCCCGGUGAUAAGGCUGAUAGGGAGGAUAGGGAACACCAUCCCCGGGUGACCCCUUGGCGGCCGCUGCGGCGGAGGGAGACUAGAUCUGAUGCUGCAGACGCAGCUGGUGCUGGACCUACGUCUGUUCGUCAGAACACCGGAGAAGGGACGGCUUCAGAGAAGAAGGCCCCAGCGCAGUCCUUGGCCGUGGCAGCUCCUCAGACUUCUGAGGAGGAGGCACCAAGGAAGAAGCCCCGUCUUGGAUGGGGGCAAGGUUUGGCCAAGUAUGAGAAGCAGAAGGUGCACGGUUCUGCGGACCCUGCUGAAGCUGUUGCUGAUGGGAGCUCAGCUGACGUUGAACAGAAGGUGGAUGUUGGCACACCUGCAUCUGUACUGUGUGCAUCUCCGGUGGCGGCAUCACCACCUGCACCCCCAUCUAGCUCUCCAGACACUGAUAAUAAAUCCUGUGAGCUGACGACUAAUACCGCCACCGUGUCAAAUAAAGAUGUCCCUGGGGCUGAGGUCCAGGCUUACAACGAUGAAAUUCCCAUUAAAUUAGGUCAGCUUGAUGGUGAUCCCAUUGGUUCUCUUGCAAAUGUCCUUGCUGAACUGCUCCAACAUGAUGAUUCUUGUUCUGGGGAUUCUAGAAAACUGACCAAUACCAGUAAAUUGUUGUUACUGAAAGAGAACAUUACCAAGGAGAUUGAAAAGACUGAACUUGAGAUUGAUUCAUUAGAAUGUGAACUUAAAUCAGCAAAUACUGAUAUCGGAAAUAGGGCUCUUGAAGAUGCACAAAAUCCUUCUCCUUCUAGUGGGACGUCAAAAGUUCCAGUCAGGCCGGAGAUCUGUGAAACAUCAUCUCCUCUGAAAGAACAAGGGGAGAUCAGUCCUUGCAAGAUAUCUGUGGAGCAGGACACCGAUGCCAAAGGUGCAGAAUCGAUGGAAGUUGACACAGCUCCUGCUUACAAUGUAACAGCAGUCUCAUCAGAAGAGAGUGUUGCACGUCCUGUAGUUGCUGAAACUCAGGUCUCUGUCGCUGCUUCUGUUGCCCCAGUGAAGCCUUCUCGAGGAACUGGUUCUCAAAUUGAUGCUGACAGUGAGAGGCAGGGACCUAGUUCAUGCCAUGAUAAUGUUAAUUCCAUGAAAGCAGACGGCAGUAAUCAGUUGUCAACAAGGCCUUGCUCGCACCAUGUUGACACCCAUAAUUUAAUACCUUCAAUUUUAGCUGUGAACAAUGGUAUGGCCAAAGAAUUUAAUGAAUUGGUUUUCAAACCUUUGCCUUCUGAUCAACCCUUAUCGGCACUCGGUCCUUUCUCGAUCCAAAUGAAGAAUGACUUGAGUAUCAAAAGGAAGCUUGCCAUACAUAAAAACAGACUAAGAUUCAAAGAGCAAACACUUACCUUCAAGUUCAAGGUACUGCGUCACCUGUGGAAAGAGGAUGUGCGUCUCCUUUGUGUAAGAAAGCAGCGUCCAAAGUCUAAUAAGCGCACUGAUCAGAGCAACCGUGCAUCACAGAGUGGAUCUCAGAGACAGCGCUCCUCCAACCGCUCUCGAUUGGGCAUUCCUGCUGGUAAUUUAAGUACGUUUCCUACCUCAGAGAUAUCAGAGGUUGCAAACAAGAUGUUUACAGAAUUUCAGUUUAAGCGCUGCAGAAAUUACCUGAAAAUGCCAGCAGUAAUUAUUGAUGAAAAAGAGAAGGCAUGUGCUAUGUUUGUUAGCAAGAAUGGCUUAAUUGAGGAUCCUGUUUCAGUUGAGAAGGAGCGGGCUGUGAUAAAUCCAUGGACUCACGAAGAGAAGGAAGUCUUUAUGCAGAUGCUUGCUACCUUUGGAAAGAAUUUCUCCAAGAUUUCCAACUUUCUUCAGCACAAGACAACCGCUGACUGUGUUGAGUUCUACUACAAGCACCAUAAGUCUGACAGUUUCCGAGAAGUUAAGAAACUUCUGGAUCGUCGUCAGCAACAGCAGCCCACCAGCAAUUACCUAGGAACAAAAUCUGGGAAGAAAUGGAAUCCUGAGGGAAAUGCUGCAUCUCUUGAUAUGCUUGGGGCUGCGUCCGUUGUGGCGGCUCAUGGCCUUGAUUAUGCAAACAGAGUGGAGAAAACUUCUUCCAAGUCUAUAAUCCGUACUUCUUAUAGGUCUGAUAUUUCGGCUGUGGCCAAAGGAUCUUUGGACAAGGAUUGUGUUGCUAAUGUAUCUUUGCAUGAGAGAGAAUCUGUAGCUGCUGAUGUCUUGGCAGGUAUAUGCGGAACCCUGUCCCCUGAAGGAAUGGGCUCUUGCAUUACCAGUUCUGCUGAUCCUGGCCAAAAGAUGGGCGGCGCAAGAAUGGAGUACCUCGUGACUCCAGAAGUAGACAAAAGCUGUGAUGAGGAAGGUACUUUCUCAGAUCAGGAAUGUGAAGUUUAUUCUGUUGAUUGGACUGAUGAUGAGAGGUCAAUUUUCGUCGAGGCUAUGAAUAUCUAUGGGAAGGAUUUUGCUCGAAUUUCCUCUCGUGUGAAGAGCAAGUCAUACGAGCAAUGCAAGGUCUUUUUCAGCAAGGCUCGUAUAUCACUCGGUUUGGAUAUGAUCCAUCCACGCAAUGCUGAUGCUGGUUUGCCGACUAGUGAUACGAAUGGAGGGAGGAGUGAUACUGAUGAGGCCUGUGCUGCUGAGAUUGAUUCAGCUAUUUGUAGCACACAGUCCUCUCAGAAGAUGGAGAUUGAUGCAUGUCCUGCUGCUGAUGAGACCACUCAAGGGUGCCAUGUUUCUGGUAUCACCUUUAUACAGUCAAAAACGGAUAGAUCAACCGAGCCCGUUGUUGGUGACAUAAAAUUUGAGGAAGCUGAGAACAAAGCAGAAGAUAGAAGUUGUAACAUUCUUGUUGAUCAUGAACUGUUAAGUGAAGCCACACGUCAAGCAUCACAAUCAUGUGAUCCUAUCGACAUCAAUUCUUCAGCAAAUACAAAGAAUGUGCAAAACAAAGUGCACGGCAACCAGGUGACUGUGCAUGGCAAUGUUGCCAUGUCCUCUUCAACUGAACAGCCUGUGGGGUCUCAACUGGAAAUUAGGUCCAAUCUACAUGACACUGAAGUGAUCCAGUCAAGCAAGGCGUCUGCAGGGACUUGCACUCAGAUUUCCAGUAUGGAAGGACCUUCAAACCAUGCACCUGAGAUUGCUCUCAUGAAAGUUGGAAAUUUUACCCCUUCUGUUGUCUUAUCUGGAGAUUGUGGCAGUAAAGAAAAUGUUGUCCACUUCCAGGACAUGGCUGGUGUUUCCUGCAUCAGGCCUGCAUUUACUUCAAGUUAUCAGCAAAGCGUGCCAGCAGACCUGCUCCAGUCAAAGCCAAAACCACAGGUCACCCCUCUUACCCCAAAGGAUUUAAUGCCUGUUCAGUUUAGUUCUGACCUUCCUGAUCCUACCUCAAUUCGUUUUGAGGGCAUAGCCUCCAUAACUUCGCCCAAUUUUGAGGAUCGUGCCAACAAAGUCAACAAUACUUCGGGGGCCAAGGACAUGAACAGGUUCACAGUAUUUGGUGAACGGUCACGUAAUCAGCAGGAUGCUCUGUUCCGUGACAUUGAUGGAUACAUGCAACUUCGGCACAAUCAUCAUCUGCCAGCUGAUGUACCUGCUCUUUCUGAAAGUACUGUAAGCUGCACUGGGGGAACUUCUCAUUCAGAUCAGUUCACAUCAAGCAAAUACCAGAAUGGCAGAUCUGGUUGCUCAGCCCUCUCAAAUGCAUCUGCUGGGUUUCCGCUGACUAGGAACAGCGCAGGUUUGCGGGAAGGCCAGUUGGAGACUUGUUCCCAGAAGGCAAGCACAGAGAGUUAUGAUCAGGUAAAGCGUCCUGGCGAUGUCAAGUUAUUUGGGAAAAUUCUUAGUCAUCAAUCAUCCUUGCAAAGUUCUGGCUCAUCAUCGAAUGGAAUCAAAAGCAAGCCCCCCUCUCCAAAUAUUGAUAAAUCAGAAGCAAGAUUGUUGCAAAGCGGAAGGGAUCGCAUGGUUUUUCCAUCUAGGCCUGCAAACACAGCUCACCUGGGGCUAGAUGAACAGUCGGUGAUGAGUUACACCCACUUAGAUGGGAGCCCAGUACAUCCCGACUCUAUGUUCAGGGCAGCAAAUUGUCAGAGAUCGUUAGCUGGUGUGCCAUUUUACUCAGCUAAAAAUGGCACACUUGGUGGAUUUGCAGAAUAUCAACAGCCUUCAAUGCAGCAGCUUCCAUCAGAUCCGAAACGGGAAAGUUUUGCUGAUCUUCAGAAGAGGAAUGGAAUAGAGCUUAUUUCAGGGUUCCAACAACCGGGUAAAGCCUCCCGGCUUGGGGGUGCUGGGAUCAUUGUUGGCGCUGUAUCUGACCCAGUGGCUGCCCUCAAGGCGCAGUAUGGUCCCGGUCCGAAGAUUCUGGGCAACAAUGCGGACCCCUGGAAAGACCUAGGAAACAGGUAGCAUCUGUAGUGGUAGUGGCAAUAGUGCAUGCUUUCUUGCUCUCUGUACCAUAUUUAGUUUUGUAACUUAAAUGAAAUUAAACAAGGAAAAGUGAAUGGCUUUCCUGUCCAUAUUGCUGUAGGCUUCGCGGUAGCUGUUGGCUAUGUUUUGUCCUGGAAUUAACCAUUAUCCAUCUUUUCUGCAGCUCCAUACUUAUUUAGUUUUGCCUGCCCGCAGUGAUGUAGGUUUGCUAGAGGCGACAAUAUGUUUGUCGGUUAGGGCUUUAUUGUUAUCCAGUUUAUGCAGAGACCUCACAGUUCGUUGUCAGUUGUAAUCUCAUGUGGUACUGGUAAUGCCAAACUCAGUUUCCUCUUGUACUGGAGUUUUGGUUUAA
Molecule: messenger RNA, 5743 nt
Organism: Brachypodium distachyon (stiff brome)
Lineage: Eukaryota; Viridiplantae; Streptophyta; Magnoliopsida; Poales; Poaceae
Exons: 5
Coding region: 466-5370 (1634 amino acids)
Source: RefSeq, a predicted model, not a curated record